UCCAAAACCGUGUAGGAGAGCAGAGUAGCCUAAAAAAUGAAUAACACAAUCAAACCCCAUUUCCAUUGCUUGUUCUGUCUCUUCAUUUUGUUGCUAGACAAGUUGGUGGUGACGCAAAACACAACCGUCCCAGUUAAUGUGGGUGUGGUACUUGACUUUGACUCGUUGGUUGGGAAAAUUGGGUGGAGUUGCAUCAACAUGGCGGUCUCAGACUUUUAUGCCACUCAUGGUGGCUAUAAAACCAGGCUAGUCUUGAACGCCAGGGACUCCAACGAAGACGUUGUUGGCGCCGCAGCUGCCGCUCUGGACUUGAUAAAAAAUGUAGAAGUGCAAGCAAUCAUAGGGCCAACAACUUCAAUGCAGGCCAACUUCGUUAUUAAGCUUGGAAACAAAUCUCGAGUGCCCAUAAUAACAUUUUCUGCAAGAAGUCCGUCUCUUACUUCCCUUGGGAGUUCAUACUUUUUCCGAUCCGCACAAAGUAGCUCAUCUCAAGUGAAAGCCAUAAGUGCCAUUGUUAAGGCUUUCGGAUGGAGAGAAACUGUGGCCAUAUAUGAAGACAAUCAGUUUGGAGAAAGCAUUAUACCUUGCUUAACGGAGUCCUUGCAGGCGAUCAACGUUAGGGUCCCAUAUCUGAGCGUCAUUUCCCCAUCAGCUACUGAUGACCAAAUUGAUCGGGAGCUUUACAAGUUGAUGGCAAUGCAAACAAGAGUGUUCAUCGUGCACAUGAGAAUGUCUCUUGGUUCUCGGCUUUUAGCCAAAGCAAAAGAGAUUGGAAUGAUGAAUGAAGGGUAUGCUUGGAUCGUGACUGAUGGGAUGACUAAUCUUUGGAGAUCAUCGGAUUCCUCAACCAUAGAUUCCAUGCAUGGUGUUCUAGGUGUGAGGACUUAUGUUCCCAAAUUAAAAAAGCUUGAAGCUUUCAAAGUCCGCUGGCAAAGGAAAUUCCAACAAGACAAUCCAGACGUUCUUAAUGCUGAACUGAGCAUUUUGGGACUCUGGGCUUAUGAUGCAACAUUUGCAUUAGCCAUGGCAAUUGAGAAAGCUGGCUUUUCGGAUUUCCACUUCAACAAAACAAAUGUUUCCAGCAGUGCAGUAGACCUUGAAAAUGUUGGGGUCUCACAAAACGGCCCACAACUCAUCCAAGCAUUAUCAAGCAUCAAAUUCAGCGGUCUUACGGGUUACUAUCAUUUUGUAAAUAGGCAGCUACAUUCUUCAGUAUUUCAGAUAGUUAACGUAAAUGGAAAUGGUGAAAGAAGGAUAGGGUUUUGGACACCAGAAAAUGGGCUUGUUAGAAGAUUAAAACCGGUAAACAGAAAGACAAGCAUAAAUUCCUCUUCUAAACCGAAUCUUGGCCCCAUUAUAUGGCCAGGGGAUACAACCAUCGUUCCCCGAGGUUGGGAUAAUCCAAGAAAUGGGAGUAAAUUGAGAAUCGGGGUUCCAGUAAAUAAUGGAUUUAGUGAAUUUGUAAAGGUAACAUGGGACCCUAUUUCUCAGAAAGCAACAUUAAUCGAAGGGUACUGCAUAGACGUUUUCGCUGCUGUAAUGGCUAAAAUGCCUUAUGCUGUUCCGUACGAGUUCAUUCCAUUUGCAACGCCAGAGGGCAAGAGUGCUGGUUCUUACAAUGACUUGAUUGAUCAAGUACACUACGGGAAUUAUGAUGCGGUGGUAGGAGAUACGACUAUUGUAGCAAAUAGAUCAUUGUAUGUUGACUUCACAAUGCCAUACACAGAAUCUGGUGUGUCAAUGAUCGUGCCAAUCAGAGAUAACAGGGAGAAGAAUCCAUGGGUUUUCUUGAAGCCCUUGACAUGGGACCUCUGGGUAGCGAGCGGUUGCUUCUUUUUAUUCAUAGGAUUUGUUGUCUGGGUUCUUGAGCAUAGAAUAAAUCAAGAUUUCCGUGGAUCCCCUGCACAUCAAGUUGGCACAAUGAUCUGGUUCUCCUUGUCAACCAUUGUGUUUUCACAUCGGGAGAGAGUGGUGAGCAAUUUGGCUAGAUUUGUGAUAAUUAUAUGGUGUUUCGUGGUUCUCAUUCUCAUCCAAAGUUACACGGCCAGUUUGACAUCACUUUUAACUAUUAAACAACUCCAGCCUACUGUAACUGAUAUAAACGAGCUCCUUAAGAGAAGGGAAAGUGUUGGUUAUCGUGAUGGCUCUUUCGUUGAGGGAAUUUUGAUGGAUUUGAAGUUCCAUAAAUUUCAGCUUAAGAAAUAUAAAUCUCCAGAUGAACUUGAUGAACUUUUUACCAAGGGAAGUGCCAAUGGAGGUAUUUCUGCUGCUUUGGAUGAAGUUCCUCUUAUCGAGCUGUUUCUUGCAAAAUAUUGUGGUAAAUAUACAAUGGUGGAACCGACAUUUAAGACUGCUGGCUUUGGUUUUGUGAGUCCUUACUCAAUUUCUCAUUUUCUCUCUUGCAUUGGCUUCCUCCCUCUAUAUGGUUUAGCGUUCGUGCUGAUUUCUAAUUUGAUUUUGCAGGUCUUCCCUAAAGGUUCCCCUCUUGUAGUAGAUGUUUCAAGGGGAAUUUUAAAUGUUACUCAGAGUGACGAAAUAAAUCAAAUUGAAGACAAGUGGUUCAAGAAGGAAACUGUUUGUCUUGAUCGCAACGUCUCAAUAUCUUCAAAUAGUCUUGGUCUUGAGAGCUUUAGUGGACUGUUCCUCAUUGCUGGAACCGCCUCCCUAUUGGCUCUCGUCAUAUUUGUGGCAAUGUUCUUGUAUGAGCAAAGGCAUGUAUUCUUGCAGUUCGAUCCCGAAACUCCAAUAUGGAGAAGAAUCCAUACCAUGUCAAGAUUCUUCGACCAGAAAGAUCUAAGCUCUCGUACUUCUACAAACGAUCAAAACGGGGAAGGAAGUUACGCUCCCAGUGUUCAAAGUACAGGUUUUCUUGGAGGCUCACCAAACACUAACUGCCCACCAAGUCCAUCAAGCUGCUCAAACCAGACAAAUUCCUUAGAAUUUGUUUUCCUCGUACAGCAAGAAAGUCCUCCUGUAAAUGUUGAUCUGACUCCAAGUGGUUCAGCAACUCCAGAGAUAUUCCCAUCUCCGGAAAGAUCUAUUGAGCUUGCCAACUGAAAUUAAUGUCACGUGAGCACAAUUCAUGUAAAUUUGCCCACUCAAUCAAGAGCAAAAUAACAGAUUACUAUUAAGUGAUAUAGAGGUAGGAUCAUAUAGAAUUAGA
Molecule: messenger RNA, 3163 nt
Organism: Durio zibethinus
Lineage: Eukaryota; Viridiplantae; Streptophyta; Magnoliopsida; Malvales; Malvaceae
Source: RefSeq, a predicted model, not a curated record